UGCUGUCAUUAUUGUUUACAUUACCUACAACUAAUUCUCGAAGAUAGGAAAAUAUUAUAUUAUUAUUUACCAAUUAUUAUUUGAAAGUACAUACCGAGGUCUAGAAGGAUAUGUCUUUGGUAGCCUACGAAUACAGUAGUGAUGAUGACACGGAUCAGGAUGAAGAUAGAAACUCGGAUGAAGCAACAACAGUAUUUCCGCAACAAAGUAGCACACGGUCCAACAAGUUGAAUACCUCUAAUGCUGCUGAAGAACCCAUCGAAGAUACAAAAGCAUUUCCUCAACUAGCUCUUCCAGUUCCAAAAACUAUAAUGAAUGGGUUAAGCGUAGAAGAAGAGGAUGACGAGUUUCUUCGGAAAAAGGCAAUUCCAAUGACGAAACCCGCUCCAUUUCCGAUUUUAACUACUGUCAAAACGAACGUUAAAAAUGGGAAGAUUCAGAUUACAAUACCGUCUCUGCGAGACUUCAAAGACGAUACUGAACGUAAGCCAAUAAUAAAGCCAAUUGGAGCAGAAAAACCAACUGGGCUUCUCAGUUUACUCCCCAAACCGAAAUCUGAGCUUGCGUUUUUUACUAGUAAAGCAUCACCAAGUGUUGUUUCAUCCAUCAAACCUGCUGUUCAGCGUCUCAUACCUGAUUCGGUAGCGAACCGACCACGAAAUAUUCCUUCAAAAGAAGCAGUUAUGAAAAAAGCAUCAGCCAAAAAACCUCCGACAGAUAAACAUGGAAAUAAUAGUGAAGAUAGUGAAGACGAAGAAAGGGUUGAUUUCUUCUCACUCAAUUCAAAGGAGAGUUUACCCGAAAUAAGUGCAAAUGAAAUCAAUGCAAUGGUAGCAAAAACGGCCGCUAGAAUGGCCGAAGCUGCCAAACAAUUCACAGAACCGGAACCAGUAGAGGAACAACCAUGUUCUAGUGGUCUACAUCCUUCUAGAGACUUUGUUCUACAAGAGCAAGAUGAUCUAACUAGCGAACGUGCCUUGUCUUCUCUUAUCGGAGGAAACAAAGCUAAACGAGCUCGUGUGGAUGACGUAAAUAUAAUUGAAAUCAGUUCUGCUGAUAUCGUUCCAUCGAAGGAAGACUUCUUGCGCAGAAAACUCCAAGAAGAGACUGGUUAUGUUCCAACAGGACAUUUAACAGGUGAUUGGAGCUGUACAAGUAAGCGUAAAUCACACAUUACCUACCUAGCCAGUAAAGCGCAAGAUAAUGCACAAGAAUUGGAGGCAAUGUGGUCUGCCAACAGGCAAAGUCGUAGGCAAACGCAAAGCAAGUACGGGUUUUAAGAUAUUGCAUAAUCGUGUUUAUCUUGUAAUGAAGAAUAAUGAAUACAUUUGUUUUGAUCAAAUAUCCUAUAAUAAAAAUUAUAUAUCACACUC
Molecule: messenger RNA, 1373 nt
Organism: Malaya genurostris
Lineage: Eukaryota; Metazoa; Arthropoda; Insecta; Diptera; Culicidae
Product: proline-rich protein PRCC
Exons: 1
Coding region: 111-1280 (389 amino acids)
Cellular component (GO): nucleus
Source: RefSeq, a predicted model, not a curated record